CCGAGUCGAGCCGCAGACCCGAGUACCCGCGUCAGUCCGCCGCUGAGCGCGUAGCUGUCGUGAGCGCGAGUGAAUCCCCUGCCGUGUGCGUGCGUUUCCCGAAAGUGUGCUGUGUUUGUUUCUCAUCCCGGAUCUGUACCCCGAAAUCGUGUCGGAACCCGGGAAUCUCACAUGGUUCUAUGUUGUGCGCGACCCUGGUGAGCUCCGGCUCGUCCCGGUGAUUGUGACCGGCCGGCGGUGAUGGAAUUAAGUUGAUGAAGCCAGUGAUCUUGCCACGAUAAUGGCAUUUGUGCACGGGUAUUUUGUGCCGGGCAAAGUGCUGUGGAUUUACCUCUUCGCCCUCUACAUUGGAUACAUCGCCUACGUCGUCGAUACAGCGACUCCUACCAAAGCCUCAGAUGUGGCUCUAUUCAGAUUACCAAAUACAACAGCAGCAUCUGAUCUCUCUACAACAUGUGCGCCGGGUAUGUUUCGAUGUCCAGAAGGCAAAUGUAUUCCACAGCUAUGGGUCUGUAAUUACCAGCGAGACUGCGAAAAAGGAGAUGACGAGUUUCAGCAAUGUCCUCCUCCGGAAUGUGACCCUGGCCAGCACACAUGCCAUCAAUACCACUGGAACAAAACUUAUUGUAUUCCUCCACACCAUAGGUGUGACAUGACAGUAGACUGUGUUGACGGAUCUGAUGAAGCUGACUGCUCUUACAGGAAAUGCCAGAAAGAGGACUUUCGGUGCGAAGUCAAUGGGGCUGGAAUGUGCCUUCCAAAAGAGAAAGUGUGUGAUGGUUACUUCGAUUGUCGGAACAAAAGGGAUGAAGAAAAUUGCAACAGCACGCAUGGUCUCUCCUGCUCUCUGGAUCAAUUUCGAUGUGCCAAUGGCCAGCGGUGUAUAGAUAUCUUUCAAAAAUGUAAUCACAGGAAUGAUUGUGGGGACAACAGUGAUGAAGAAGGAUGUAAUUUCGCUGCAUGUCAUAUCGGUCAAUUUCGGUGCGCAAACGCUCUUUGCAUACCUGCAAGUUACCACUGUGAUGGGUAUAGAGACUGCAUAGAUAACAGCGAUGAAGUAAACUGCACAACUAUUGCGUGUCCAAACAAGUUCCUUUGUCCACGUGGUGCCCCAGGUGGCAAACCUCGCUGCAUUGCCAAGUCACAGCUGUGCGACGGGAAAAAUGACUGUGAAGAUGGAGCUGAUGAGGAAACAGCUUGCUCGACGGCAAACUGCCCUGCUCUAAAUUGUGAAUACAAGUGUCAAGCAUCACCAACUGGUGGCACAUGUUAUUGCCCCGAAGGCCGUAAGGUUUCAAACGACACUCGAACUUGCAUCGAUCGCAAUGAAUGUGCUGAGUGGGGCUUCUGUGAUCAACUUUGCCAUAAUACUCAAGGUUCCUAUUCGUGUUCUUGUUACCCCGGUUAUAUACUAGAAAACCAAAAAAGUUGUAUUGUAAAUAAUGCUACCUCACUGCCCUUCCAAAUUUUUUUCGCCCACGAUCGAAUUGUUGAAAGUAUGAACGCCAACGGAGCAAACAAGCAAUUAGUUACCAACACAACCGCAGCCAGUGGACUCGACUUCCAUUAUGCAAAGAAUAUAUUAUUCUGGAGUGAUACCAAAACUCGAAAAGUACAUGCUCAGGUUCUAUCUGAAAAUAACCAAAAUACCGCCCUUGGUGGUCCGACAAACGGCGAAAUUACUUUACCUGGUACUUGGGCGCCAUCAGCUCUUGCAGUGGAUUGGAUUGGUGACAAGUUGUACGUUGCGGAUUCAGUUGGUCAAAAAAUUGAUGUUUUUGAGUUGGACGGGCACUGGCAUGCAAUAGUCAUUGGUGCUAAUCUGACUAACCCCACUGAUAUUUCAUUGGAUCCAACUGUUGGAUUCAUGUUCAUCACAGACAGCAGUCAACUUAUCCGAGCUAAUAUGGAUGGAGUCAAUGUCAAAGUGAUUGUUUCAGAAGCUGCAUAUAGAGCAUCUGGGGUGGCAGUUGAUAUUUUGGCAAAAAGGGUAUUUUGGUGCGAUUCCCUUUUAGAUUACAUUGAAACAGUUGAUUAUAAUGGACAAAAUCGUUUUCUAGUCCUUAGAGGAUCAUCAGUUCCAUCUCCCUCAAGACUAGCAGUUUUUGAAAAUCGAGUUUACUGGUCUGACGGAACAAAGCAAGGAAUUAUGAGCAUCAAUAAGUAUGAUUCAUCCACCAUCCACUCCAUCUACAGGAAUGCAAACGUUCGGGAGCCCAGAGCUGUGAAAAUCGUUCAUUCACUUAUUCAGCGCCAAGCAACGAAUCCAUGUGGUUCAAAUAACGGCAGGUGUGAACAUAUGUGUAUUGUUACCGAAGGGAACAAUGGAGAAGGCAGCCUAGGUUUCCGUUGUGCCUGUAAUAUCGGUUAUCAGCUAGCCAGUGAUUUACAUUCCUGUCACCGUGUGGAAAAGUUUUUAUUGUACUCGCAGCAACGGUUUAUCAAAGGUCAAGUGUUGAACCCGAUUGUAGAACAAUUUAAUGAUGCCAUGCUCCCUGUAGUCUCAAGGAGAGCUCGAUUUGUCGGUCUUGACUUCGAUGCUCAAGAUAAUGAAAUCUAUUAUUCAGAUGUUCUCCAAGACGUAAUUUACAGGAUCAACAGGAAUGGAACUGGCCGAGAAAUUGUCCUUGCCUCGCAAAAUGAAGGAGUUGAAGGUUUAGCCGUUGAUUGGGUUGCAAAAAAUUUAUACUACAUCGACAGCAGAAAAGGAACGCUUAAUGUCCUAAGCACAAGGAAUGUCAGUUACAAACGAACUUUGUUGAAAAAUUUGAAAAGGCCCAGAGCCAUCGUUGUUCACCCAAACAAAGGGUAUGUAUUCUUCUCCGAGUGGGAUCGACCAGCCAACAUCAGUCGAGCACAUACUGAUGGGACACACGUCCACGUUUUCAAGAAUGUCACUUUGGGUUGGCCGAACGGUCUCGCCAUCGACUUCCAAGCAGAUCGUCUUUAUUGGUGUGACGCUCUCCUCGAUCAUGUUCAGCACUCCAACUUGGACGGAACAGACGUUCGCACCAUCAGCUCACAUCUUAUUCGCCAUCCAUUUUCCAUUGUUCUCCAUGAAGAUUGGAUGUACAUAACUGACUGGAGGCUCGACUCUAUCAUCAGGUUGAACAAAUUGACUGGAGAUAAAGAAGAGGUGAUUUUGAAGGAGCCGCAGAGUAACAACAACAGACUGUAUGGUGUUAAAGUGUACAGCAAGCAGGAGCAAAGGGUCAAUCCAAGCCAUCCUUGUUACAAUGGUAAUGGUGGCUGCCAAAAAUUGUGUUUCGGAACGCCCUCCGGCGAAAAUGGUGCCCUCCAGAGUCAUUGCGGUUGUCCUUAUGGUGAAAAAUUGGACCCCUCCUCCGAUUACAAACAAUGUAUUGCUGAUCCGAAUGCCGAACCACCAGUUGCAGCUUGUCCAAAUAAAUGGGACUUCACUUGCAACAAUCAGCGUUGUAUUCCAAAAGCUUGGGUUUGCGAUGGUGAUGAUGAUUGCCUGGAUAAUUCUGAUGAAGAACAAAAUUGCACAAAACCCACCUGCUCAUCAAGCGAGUUCCAAUGUGCUAGCGGCCGCUGUGUCCCAGCUACAUUCAAAUGUGACGCUGAAAAUGACUGUGGAGAUUAUUCAGAUGAAACCGGUUGUGUCAAUGUCACUUGCUCUCUCUCACAGUUUCGUUGUGACAAUGGACGAUGUGUCCCUGCCACCUGGAAAUGCGACUCUGAGAAUGAUUGCGGUGAUGGCUCAGACGAAGGCGAUUUCUGUGCCGAAAAAACAUGUGCAUAUUUCCAGUACACAUGUCCGCGAUCAGGACACUGCAUUCCGCAAUCAUGGGUAUGUGAUGGUGACAACGACUGUUUUGACAAUCAAGAUGAAGAAGGAUGCCCUCCAAUAAUGUGCACAGCCUCUCAGUUCAAAUGUGCAGAUUUGCGACAGUGUAUCCAAGAAACGUACAAAUGCGAUGGCAUUUUGGAUUGUAACGAUGGCAGUGAUGAACUUGGCUGUCCUACUCUUGCUCCAAAUCAAUGCGACAGUGAAAAGCAGUUCCAGUGUGUCAAAUCAGGAAUUUGUAUACCGAAAGCUUGGCACUGUGACGGUACGGCAGAUUGUGAUGAUGACUCAGAUGAGCCAAAAUCAUGUGGAGAGAUUGCAUGCCAGCAAGGAUACUUCAAAUGCAACAACUCACAGUGUGUAUUCAAAGCCUACAUUUGCGAUGGUAGAGACGACUGCGGAGAUGGCUCAGACGAAGACUUCAGACAUGCUUGUGGCGCUCCACCAUUCAGAUGUGGCUCUGGAGAAUGGCAAUGUCCAGAAGUGACGGAAAGGUGUAUAAAUGUAUCGAAAAUUUGUGAUGGAACCCCGGAUUGCCCCAACGGUGCCGACGAAGGUCCUGGAUGUGAUCUAGACGAUUGCUCUAAAAAGCAUUAUCAUGGCUUGUGCUCGGAAAAUUGUACUCAAACUCCCACGGGUCCCUUGUGCACAUGUCCUCCAGGAGAAGUCUUAACAAAUGAUUCUCGAACUUGUGCUGAUCUUAAUGAGUGCGAGCCACCUGGCGCUUGUUCUCAGCAUUGUAUCAACAUCAAAAGGAGUUUCUUCUGCACUUGCAGUCAAGGAUAUGUACUUGAAGCGGACAAACACACUUGCAAAGCUAUUAAUCACACUGCUGCCUUUCUGAUCAUCUCCAAUCGCCACUCAAUAUUGGUUGCGGAUCUAAAAGAACAAGGUUUAGAAAGAGUCCCUAUUAUUGUGGAAAAUGUUGUUGCAACUGCCUCGAAUAUGCACACUGGAACGAUAUUCUGGUCUGACAUGAAGCUAAAAAAGAUCUCUCGGCUAGAUCGAGGAAGCGAACCUCAAGAUGUAAUCAUGUCAGGAUUGGACCUGGUGGAAGGCUUAGCAUAUGAUUGGAUCGCUGGCCAUCUUUACUGGUUGGACUCACGUCUCAACACUGUUGAAGUGGCAACGGAAAACGGAACCAAUCGAAUAGUUUUGCUGAAAGAAAAUAUCACUCAACCCCGCGGAAUGAUGCUGGAUCCCAGUCCUGGGGCUCGAUGGUUGUUCUGGACUGAUUGGGGAGAAAACCCACGCAUUGAGCGAGUAGGCAUGGACGGAACCAACAGAUCCACAAUUAUUAGCACUAAAAUCUACUGGCCCAACGGUCUGACCCUUGAUAUUGCAAAUCAGCGGGUUUACUUUGCGGAUUCGAAGCUGGAUUUCAUCGAUUUUUGUAACUAUGAUGGUACAGGACGUCAGCAAGUUGUUGCCGGUAGCCACUACCUCCUCCAUCCACACUCUUUAACAUUGUUUGAGGAUACUCUAUAUUGGACUGAUCGUCAGUUGAACAGGGUACUAUCUGCCCAUAAGUUCAGAGGAAAAAAUCAAACAGUGGUUUCCCAUUUAAUAUCGCAACCCUUAAGCAUUCAUGUUCAUCAUGCCGUACUACAACCUAUCUCCAAAAAUCCAUGUCUGUCGGCCACAUGCGAACAACUUUGUCUAUUAUCACCGUCCUCGGCGACUGGUUACACUUGUAAAUGUCAAGCAGGCUACAAGAUCACCAACGAUGGCAAAUGUGUCGAAGAGGAGUCAAAUUUCCUUCUAGUCAUGAGAGCAUCUCAAAUUGUGGACGUAAGUUUAACACCAAAGGACAAAUCCAGUGGUUUCAUCACACCAGUCAUUGGAGUUGAUGGUGGUGUGCAAGUUGAUUAUGAUCGUAAAACUGGAACUUUGUUUUGGGUGGAGGGAAGGAAACAGGAUGAAGAUGGAAAUGUCAGUGAAAAUUGUACAAUUUAUUCCAUGUCCUACCAUGGUGGGAACAAAACUGAAUUCCUGUCAAGCGUUACUGGUUUGGUCGGAGCUCCAUACACAAUUGCAUUUGACUGGCUUGGACGCAACUUGUUCAUCGGCAACAGACUUGCAUCGAACAUCGAAGCCGUUAAAGUAGAUGGCAAACCUAAAUAUAGAGCCAUCAUUUUGGCAAACAACGGCAAUGAAACCUCUGUGUCAAGGCCUAGUGUCAUUACCUUGGAUCCUUACGAAGGGAAACUAUAUUGGAUUGACGAAGGAGGAUUUGGUGUCCCCCCGAAGAUUGGUAAAGUGAAUAUGGAUGGAUCAAACCCAUCAAUCAUUCUCUCAAAUGGAGCAGCUCCCAUUGCACUGACAAUCGAUUUGGAGCAACGUGUGUUGUACUAUAGUACCUCAUAUCCCAGUGAGAUCCGACAAAUGGAUAUAAAUGGCAAAAACUCCAGGGUGCUUCUUGAUCAAAAGAACAACAUUGCCUAUCCGCAAGCUAUCGGAGUGAUUGACCGUCGAUUAUACUACUUGGAUCCAAGAUACGAUAAGCUUGAAAGAGUUGAUGUAUCAGAUGGACUCAACCCACAAUUGAUUAUCGAUAAUGAUGCUGAUCUGAAAACAUUCACAAUAUUCAGGAAACGACCAGAAAUGGGACACCCCUGUUUGACGAACAAUGGUGGUUGUAAUCAGAUGUGCAUACCUGCGGAGAGUGGAACAAGGACUUGUCUAUGUUCAAUCGGCUACAAGAAAGAUGCUGAUAUCACCUGCUCGCCUUACAGUACUUUCGCUAUCGUAUCGCAACUUGACAUCAGCAGAGGUUUCAGUUUGAAAGAUUCUUCAGAGGCCAUGACACCCAUCGCUGGACCAGGUCAUCAUAUUCUACAUGUUGACAUUCAUUAUGCUCAAAACUGGAUUUACUGGGUUGAAUUUAACCGAGGAAUUUGGAAUGGUAUCUUCCGUAUCCGGCCUAAUGGUACAGAGCUUACCCGUGUUAUCAAAGAAGGAGUGGGCUCAAAUGGUAUCCGAGGUAUUGCUGUCGAUUGGAUUGCUGGCAAUUUGUAUUUCACGAACGUCUUCCCUCACGAAAACUACCUGGAGGUCUGCUGGCUGGAUGGUUCGAACAGGAAAGUCUUGGUCAAAACAACCACGGAUGCACCGAAAGAGCUUGCCGUUAAUCCAAUUAAAAGAUUGCUGUACUGGAUUGAUUAUGGACAACAUCCUAGAAUCGGCAAAGCUUUCUUGGAUGGAUCCAACUGGCAGCCUGUUGUUUCAAACGGUAUCAGCAUGCCUCGAGAUUUGACCAUUGAUAUGAAUACUCAUGAUGUUUACUGGGUCGACUCAAAACUGGAUAUGAUUCAAAAAAUAUCCUUUAACGGAGGCAACCGACAGAUUAUUAGACGGAACUUACCGAACCCCAUGGGUAUUGCAAUUCAUAUGAGCGAUGUCUAUUGGGUUGACCGCAAUCUCCAGUCCAUUUACAAAGCUUCCAAGUUGCAAGGAAACAAUUCUCUACCCACAGUUGUGCGUUCCAACUUACCGCGACUUAGAGAUAUCGCAAUCUUUGAUGUCAUCAGCCAGCCGCCAGAUGAUACAAAUCCAUGCUCAAGAUUAGGAAAUGGAGGAUGUGCUCAACUAUGUUUCUCUUUCCCUCCCGAUUACUCUCCAAGCAAGUUCCGGUUCCGGUGUGAUUGCGCUACCGGUAUCAACUCUGGUCCAGGUGGAACUCAGUGUGAUACAUUGUCUGAAUAUCUUGUCUUCUCAACCCGCACGGAAAUAAGAUCUGUUAACCUUUCCCCGCAAUCAACAGGCGUACCGUUCAAGCCAGUUGGCAAUUUGACGAACGUAGUGGGGGUUGAGUUUGACUACGCUGACCACAAACUUCUCUUCACUCAAAUACGACCUUUGGCAAGAAUAGCGUCUCUUGAUAGCAGUAAUCCCAGCAGUUCUCAAAUUAAACCAAUCAUCAGCCGUGGAAUCAACCCUGAGGGAAUUUCUUACGAUUGGACCCAGAAGAAAAUCUAUUGGACGGAUUCAUCGAAUAACUCCAUCUAUGCUAUGAACCUUGAUGGUUCUGAUUUGGUUAUGAUUGCCAGAGUUGAACGUCCAAGAGCGAUUGUCGUCGAUCCUUGCAAUGGGUCACUGUAUUACACUGAUUGGGGAAGAUUUGGUACGUCAGGGAAAAUUUUCCGCACUACAAUGGCUGGCUCUUUGAAAAAAGCGAUCAUCGAGAAAGAUUUAUCACAGCCUAGUGGCUUAGCAGUUGAUUUUGAAGAUAGAAUGUUGUAUUGGACUGAUGCUGUCAGAGAAAAAAUAGAAAGAUCCACUCUAAACGGUGAAAAAAGAGAGGUUUUAGUAUCAGCAACUAUUUAUCCAUUUGCAAUAACAGUUCAUCGCAAUUAUAUCUACUGGACAGACCUACAACUGAGAGGUGUGUAUCGAGCGGAGAAACAUACUGGCGCUAAUAUGAUAGAGAUGGUGAAACGUUUAGAGGAUUCUCCAAGAGAUAUCCAUGUAUACUCCGCAGAGAAACAGAAAUGUUCAGUCAAUCCUUGUCACAUUAACAACGGUGGCUGUGCUCAGUCCUGUCAUCCUGCUCCGAACGGAACGACUGAAUGUAAGUGUGAUGACAACAGCAAGUUGGUAAACGAAGGACGCAUGUGCGUAUCUAAAAACUUAACAUGCGAAGCGUCUAAAUUUUACUGUCGCAAUGGCAAGUGUAUCUCGAGAAUGUGGUCUUGUGAUGGAGAUGACGAUUGCGGCGACAACAGUGAUGAAGAUCCAAAAUACUGUACGUACCAUUCAUGUAAUCCAAAUGAAUUCCGAUGUAACAAUGGCCGGUGCAUAUUUAAAUCAUGGAAAUGUGACCAUGAGAACGAUUGUCGUGACGGUUCUGACGAGUUGGACUGUAAUUACCCAGCCUGUGCUGCAGGUGAAUUCACUUGUGCCAAUCAUCGUUGCAUUCCUCAAUCACAGGUAUGUAAUGGAAUAAACGAUUGCAAAGACAAUGUAACUUCAGAUGAAACGCACGAUCGGUGUCCAAGAAACAUGACAUGUCCCGCCAACCAUUUGAAAUGCGAGAAAACAAAUAUUUGUGUCGAGCCCUAUUGGUUAUGCGAUGGUGAUAAUGAUUGUGGAGAUAAUUCUGAUGAAGACCCACUGCAUUGCGCUCAGAGAACUUGCCCACAGAACAGUUUCCGGUGUCCCAACCAUCGAUGCAUACCAGCAACAUGGUUCUGCGACGGCGAUGAUGAUUGUGGUGAUGGUACGGAUGAACCGCCAGAUUAUUGCAAAUCAGAAGGAAGGACAUGCUUCGGAGACUUGUUCACCUGUGACAAUGGCAACUGUAUUCCUCGAAUCUACAUUUGCGACGGCGAUAACGAUUGUUUGGACAAUUCGGACGAAGAUUCGCGCCAUCAAUGCAACAACAGAAAGUGUGAUGAUGAAACCGAGUUCACAUGUGUUGCAAACAAAGCAUGGGGUCGUGCUCAGUGUAUUCCGCGCAAAUGGCUCUGUGAUGGAGACCCAGAUUGUGUGGACGGAGCGGACGAGAACUCAACUGCACUACAUUGCCCUUCGCCCCCCACCUGCUCACAAGAUCAGUUCACUUGCGGAAACGGUCGUUGUAUUAAUAAAGGUUGGCUGUGUGAUCACGAUAAUGAUUGUGGCGAUGGUACAGAUGAAGGAAAGAACUGCCACUCGCAAUACAAAACCUGCACACCUCAAGAAUUUUCAUGUCAGAAUUUCAAGUGUAUUCGCAACAGCUACAGAUGUGAUGGCGAAGAUGACUGCGGAGAUAAUUCCGACGAAUUUAAUUGCAAGAAAAACACGACAACUUGUCCAACAGGACAGUUCCAAUGCAACAAUGGUCAAUGUAUCGAUUACAACUUGGUGUGCAACAAAGUAUCUGAUUGCAGUGACGACAGUGAUGAGCCACUUCACUGCAAUGUUGACGAGUGCUCAAAAGUGGAUGUCCAUCAGUGUGGCCACAAGUGUGUGGAUACCCCUACUGGAUAUUAUUGCGAAUGUAAUACCGGAUACAAAUUGCUUGAGGAUGGAAAAGCAUGUGCAGAUAUAGAUGAAUGCCGGGAAACUCCUGGAGUCUGUUCACAGUUUUGCUCCAACACUCCUGGUUCGUACUACUGUAAAUGCGAUGAAGCUUACUAUGACCGAGAAGCUGAUGAACAUUCAUGUAAACGCAGAGACCGCUCGCAGCCAUGGCUCAUUUUCACCAACAAAUACUAUGUUCGCAAUAUGUCCCUCGACGCUUCUGUCUACUCUCUAGUUCAUCAAGAUCUACUCAAUGUUGUUGCCUUGGACUAUGAUUUUAGGGAUCAGAAAAUGUACUUCUGUGAUGUCAGUGCCAAGACUAUUUACAGGACGAACAUUGGUGCAACUGAAAAAGAAAAAGUUAUCCAUCACGACAGCCAUGGACUAGAGGGUAUUGCUGUUGACUGGGUUGGCCGGAAACUCUAUUGGCUUGAUCGACACAGUAAACAGUUGGACGUUGCUGAAUUGAACGGAACAAACAGGAAAACGCUAAAAUCAGGCAUUCAGGAUCCCAGAGGCCUUGCUGUACACCCUGGAAUUGGUUAUCUGUUUUUGAGUAGUUGGCAUCUACAGGCUUACAUUGCCAAAAUGGGAAUGGAUGGCUCCAACAUGACACGAAUCCUGACUCAUGAAGAUGAUGUUGCUUGGCCCAACGCUUUAACAAUUGAUUACUUCUCAGAAAGGCUUUAUUGGGCUGACGCUCAUUUGGACUACAUUGCUUCAGCAGACUUUGACGGCAAGCAUAAGCAUGUCGUCCUGUCCGGUGAAAAAGUUCCGCAUGUAUUCGCCAUCACACUAUUUGAAGAUAAUCUAUUUUGGACUGACUGGAACCUGAAGUCCAUUAAUCGUGCCAAUAAAUUCACAGGUAAAAACUUCGAAAUUCUGAGGAAUACAACUCAUCGGCCGUAUGAUAUUCAUGUAUUCCACCAGCUGCGACAAUUACCAUACGUGAAUCCUUGCGAUAGUGACCAUCACAAUGGAGGUUGCUCUCACCUGUGUUUACUCACCCCUGUGCCAGGCGUCGACGCAAGUUUGGAUGGAUAUAGCGACUCCAAGAGCCCUGUAACUUACACUUGUGCCUGUCCCAACCAGUUUUACCUGGACAGAGACAACAAGACAUGUAUCGCCAACUGUACUUCAGGCCAACAUCGUUGUGGAGGCGAGGAUGAAAAAUGUAUUCCUUGGUUCUGGAAGUGUGAUGGGGAAAAAGAUUGUAGAGAUGGGUCGGAUGAACCAACAACCUGCCCUCCGCGACACUGCCGUGCUGGCCAAUACCAGUGUGACAAUGGACACUGCACUUUAUCGGCAACUAUUUGUGAUGGGACUGACGACUGUGGUGACAAUUCAGACGAAAGGCACUGCGACUUACCGUGUCCAGAUCUUGAAUUCAAAUGUAAAUCUAAUGGACGAUGUGUGCUCAACGCUUGGAAAUGCGAUGGAGAAGCUGAUUGCAAAGAUGGCAGUGAUGAAGAUCAAGCCAUGUGCAGUAACCGCACUUGUAAUCCUGAAUCAGAAUUUACCUGUAAGAACGGACACUGCAUACCGAAAGCGUGGAUGUGUGAUUUUGACAAUGACUGUGGCGAUGAUUCUGAUGAGCCUGCCUACAUGUGUAGGCAGAAGAACUGCACCAAUGGUUGGCAGCGUUGCCCAGGACGAACCAAUUACCGUUGCAUUCCCAAGUGGCUUUUCUGUGAUGGGAAAGAUGAUUGUCGCGAUAACUCUGAUGAACUUCCUCAAAAUUGCCCAACAUGCAACCCAGACUCUGAAUUCAGAUGUAAAAAUAGCCGCUGCAUACCAAAACGAUGGCUGUGUGAUUUUGAAAAUGAUUGUGGCGACAAUUCAGAUGAAGCAGAAGACAUCUGUCGUGAGGCCUACAGAUCUUGCUCGGAAUCAGAAUUUCAGUGUGCCAAUGGAAAGUGUGUUCCCAGUCAGUGGCGCUGCGAUCAUGAUGAUGACUGUGGUGAUAACUCGGAUGAACUUGACUGCGUUGGAUUCAAGUGUAAAAAUGGUACCUUCCAGUGCGCAAGUGGACACUGUAUCGCGUCUUACUUCCGUUGUGAUGGCGACCGUGAUUGCCGCGAUUUGAGUGAUGAAAUCGGUUGUCCACCCAAAUUCCCCGGAGGACGCUAUUGUCCUGAAAAUAAGUUUGAGUGCGCCAGGACUAAACUGUGCAUACAACAAAGUGAACUCUGCGAUGGCACGGAUGAUUGCGGUGAUGGCUCUGAUGAAGCGCCCAGUUUAUGCACCAACUUCAACUGCACAACGCUGAAACGAUUCCAGUGCGGUAACAAGAAGUGUAUUCCCCUGUACCAAGUUUGUGAUGGCAUCGACAAUUGUGGAGAUGGAUCCGAUGAAAAUGACUUUAGCCUCUGUCAUACCAGCACAAGAAACAAACCUUGUGACCUUUAUGCCGAAUACCAGUGCGGCAACCGCAAAUGUGUCGAUAAAGCUGCCCUUUGCAACCACAUUGAUGACUGCGGUGACCUUUCAGAUGAAGCUGGCUGUCAUUAUAACACAGUUUGCUCAGAUGUGGACAAGGGUGGAUGCGAGCAUUAUUGUGUCAAUUUAACGGCAGGCUCUGGGUAUCUUUGUGCUUGCUACAAUGGAUUCACAGUUAAUUUAACAAACCAGAAAAAGUGCGUUGACAUAGAUGAGUGUGCCUUAGGCACUCACCAUUGCUCUCAAGUCUGCACCAACCUCAAUGGAACAUACAGCUGUAGUUGUCGUCCAGGUUUCUCCCACAGUGAUAGUAAAAGUGGUGUCUGUCGUGCCAAUGACCCCAAGUUAACCCUAAUUUAUUCGAAUGGACAAGAAAUUCGAGGCUAUAAGGUCAAUGAUCGUGAAGCUUUGGGUGUCAUUAGCAACGAAAAACGAAUUGAAGCACUCGACUUUGAUCCAAAAACAGAAAUGGUAUUUUGGGCAGACUCUUCUGAUCGGAGCAUAAAACGCUCUUUCAUGGUUGAUGCGGUUGGCGGUCAGGUGAAAGUAGGCCAUGCGCAGGAUUUGAUGAUGAAAGGUAUCUCUAAACCAACCAGUGUGGCUGUUGAUUGGGUGGCAGAAAACCUAUACUGGACUGAAAAUGACCGCUCAGGUCAGAAACCCAAGGGCCGAGUGAUGGUCUCCAAGUUGGAUGGACGUUACCGAAGGUCGCUAAUUACAGCAAGUUUGGACAAUCCAACAUCAAUCGCAGUUAAUCCACAGUUAGGCAAGAUGUUCUUCGCUGAUGCCGGCAACUUGCCAAAAAUAGAAAUUGCUUGGUUGGAUGGAAGCAAGAGACGCCCUCUCGUGACAACUGGUGUGAGGCACCCAACAGGCUUGACAAUCGACCAUGCCAUGGACCACAGUGUCUAUUGGGUUGACACGAAGCUUAACUUAAUCGAGGUCAUGAAACACGAUGGUACCAAUCGACAGAUAGUGAUGAAAGGAGAUGCACUGAAACACCCUGUGUCUCUGGAUGUCUUUGAGAACAAUCUGUAUUGGCUCACCAGAGAUGAUGGUGAGUUGGUGCGCCAAGACAAAUUUGGAAGAGGUGUUCCUCAAGUGCUCACGAGAAACCUCGUCAACCCUUCAGGCAUAAAAGUCUACCAUAAAGACCGUUACAAUCAAAGUAUUGCAGAUCCUUGUAGUCAGGCCUCCUGCUCGCACCUGUGUCUUCUCAUACCUGGUGGAACGCACUGUGCCUGUCCAGACGGCGUCAACCUUCGAAUGGGUUCAUCGGAGAUCUACUGCGAUGCUGCCUCCGAGAGACCUCGACCAGAGCCGAGGAUAUGUCUGUGUCAAAACGGGGGUGUUUGUCAGGAUGGUGGAGACAAAGAGCUUAGUUGCAGUUGUUCUCCGGACUUCUCAGGUCCCUUCUGCGAAACUAAAUCCCUUCGUUCCCGAUCUCACGGCUUCAUCAGCUCUGUUCUGAUGAUUCCUCUCAUUAUUUUAAUCCUCUUGACUAUCGCAGCUGGUUUUUACUUUGUCAUCAAAAAGAAACCGAUCGGCAAAGGUCCUCUUGGCUUGGUGAACUCUCAAAGCGUCUCGUUCCGGCAGGGCUCCAAUGUCGAGUUCGGUGCUCCGCCUUUCAGCAGUAGCCCUCCGAGAGGAGAGCCUCUGGAUGUUGAGUACAACAUGACUGAUAUAGGAAGUAAAAAUAGAGACUUUAGUAACCCUAUGUAUGAUGCUCUAGGGAAUAUAGAGACAGUGGGGUCGAAUGAUGAUGGAGGCAUCUAUGAGGUUCCAUCCGACGUCACUAAAACAAAAAUAGGUGUGGUUCAAGAACCUGCCUCGGCCAUAUUGGCACCACCUAGUAAUAUAGUUCAAAAAUCCUCUCCACAGAUUCACGUUCGACAUAGGGAGUUGGAUCCCUCGUCGACUGACACUGGUAAAGAUACGCAGAAAUUAGUUGAAGAGGACAAAUCUGAAUGUUAAUGUUGAAUGUGCUUAAAAGUCUUGACAAAGGGUUUAAAGAAGGUUGAGUCUUCUGAACUUUGUCACUUUUAGUGUUUUAUCGUGAGCUUUGAGGCUGCUACAUAUUUUACCGGAAGCAUUGGAAAGGGCUAAAAAAUUAUUAUCAAGAAUCUACCCAUUUUUGGUCAUCUCAAAGAAAUUCUCCUGAAGAGUUUUAUGAAUAUGUAAUUUGUACUUGUUGGAGCUUUGCAAUAGAAAAUUGAUGAAAAUGCACUGUGGUGAAAAAGAAUCAAAGUAUGCAAGGAAGUUGAAAUUUUAUAUCAAAUUCAACAAACCCUAAUUUUGUUGAGCCAAUUAGAUCUGCAGAUUUGCAAGCUACACUCUGAUGAUCAAAUCUUGACUUUUAACCAGAUUUUAAACAAAUUAGAUGACGUUUUCAGUACGUAAAAUUUCUUUCUCCUAGUGAUAAACCCUGGUCGAGAGUGCUGUCAUAAUUAUAUUUCUAAUCUGAUGACAUUUUUGCUAAGAGGAAUAAUGAAAUUGUGCAAUAUUUUCCAAAAAUGUUUUUCUUAAUCACUUUAUACCUACUUAAUAAGCCUCCACACACUAUUAAUUUCCUGCAGAUUUGUUCCAAAGCUAAUCCAAAAGACGUAUAUAUUUUAUGACUAAGAGUUUCUAGUUCAGUUGCCUCAACCUUUUUCUUUCCCCGCAGGCACUAUGUUUUUGUUAGAACUUUAAUGUUUUUGUUUAUUAAUUGUGAUCAAAAUUUGAUCUUACAUUCCAUUUGUAAAAAUAUGAAAACUAGAGAAUGUUAUUGCAAAUGUGUUACAAAAAUGUUACCUUCUUUCAUCGGAGGAUGUUGCCUAGUAACAUUGAGCUCGAUCAGACUUUUUUUUUUUUUGGAAGUCUUACAAUCCAUUAACUCGUCACCUUUUCUUAUGGAAAGAAAAUUAUCCAUAUGUACUUGCAAAUUCAUCGCCUUAUUUUUGUAGACCUCUCAUUCUUAUCGCAAAGAGGGAAAAACUACUGCAUUAAAUCCGUUAAACUGUUAGGACGUUGCCCUCAUAAUUUUAAUUGAUCGCCUGUGCGAAUUAACUUUGAACUAAAGGUGUUGGCAGAAAAACAAGAAUGAAACACUUUGAUGGUCUGUUCGUAUUUAAUCAUUCCGAAGCUUUUUAGAGUUCACAGUCAUAAUUUCUGGGUUUCCAGCUAGUCAAAAACCUCCUCAUUUCUUUUCCAUAGAUGAGACAUUCUUCAGCAAGAGAUCAAAAUAUUUUCCGUCCAGUUUCCUCUAAUUUAUGACAAACCAUAAACUUAUGGCUAAAUAUUGUCAUGGCAGAUAUAUAUAUCGAUGACUAAAAUGCGAAACCAUGUAUCUCUAUUGUCAUGUUUUAGAAUUUCCGCUCCUAUUUCAUUUUUAGAAGAAAAACAAGCCAACUUCAUACCUCGGAAUUUAUGUACAGAAUAUUAUGCCAAUAGAAAAAAAACAUCAAGAAAGUUUCUAAGAAAUUAUGUUGACUAGCUUUUCAAAGAAAAAAUAAAGUGUGACAGGAAGUCUGCAAUGUUGCAAACGGAGGUACUUGGUUUCGCUUUUCGGCCAUCCAUAAGCAUUUAAUGUUAGAGAGUGAUCCAGUGUAUAUCCUCCUCUCUUGAAGAAUACCGAAACUAUGGUUGUGGAUUUUUUCAAGCUUGAACAAACUUUUUUAUUAUCUGCCUUCGGAAAUAAUUUGUUCGAGGGUGUUUUCCUCUGAUGAUGGAUGGUGCAUUUCGAGUCAUAGCUGUGUAUAAAUAUUGUUUAUGAUUGAGAUUUUUUAUUAUUUUGUACAGUAACUAGUCCUUAAAUUAGGUGUUAUUUUUCAAUAAUUGAUGCUUUUUCAACUCAGAUCCAAAAUCAUGGAUCGACCCAGUAGCCGAGGCGGAUUCCUGCCAUCCGAAGGAAAAACGCUGUAUGAACCUUUAAGCGCUACCAUACUCCUUUGAUCAAAAGCUAAUUUCCUGCGAGUUUUGUGAGAAUCAUUUUCUUCCAUUUUUCAGACAAUUUUGUUUACAAUUUGAUCUUAAAUAUCUGAAAAUUUCAAGGAAAAAUAUGCAUAACUUUCCUCAAGAAUACAUGUUAUAUCCACGGAAAUUUGGCAACUCUCAAGUGUUCAUACAACGUUCUUCAGAUUUGCUAGAAUCCUCAAAGUAUUUUUCUUUUCUUUUAAUUACUGGAUUAAUUUAAGAUUUUGGCAAAAAUUGAAGCAAGCCCCCUCCAUACAGUUGGUGUCUGAAAAACUUUGUUGAUGAUUUUGUUAGAACUAAUUUUGAUAACGAGAUAUAUAGAAAAACAAUCCAAAUAGCCAAGUUUCCUCUUAUUUUUUGGAGCUCCACCAAUCAUCUGAAAAUUAUCACUUGAUUUCAUGCUCAUGUUUCACAUGAAUAUCUAUAGGGUUAUUUUUAUGAAUAUUAAAUUUGGAUAAUAUAUCCUAUCUAACUUUAAUGCCUGUCAUGUCAGCCACUCAAUUAUCUUUGUCUUAUUUUUACAAAUAGAUUAUUUACUUGCAUCAUCUUCCAAGCUUUCUUACGAAUCAGUAAUAUCAGUGGAAUUGAAAAAAUUUCAUCCGUUAGGAUUUCAUCUUGAUAGCUCUACCUGUUUACCGAUAAGAACUAGAUCUCUAUGGAAAUUUUGGGCACUAAUUGUAAGGGGGAAUUUCUUCAGGUUGGCAGCUAUUUAAAAUUCUCUCUGGGUUUCAUUUAGAUUGAACCGAAAGAGUUGCAAAAAAUCGUCAAUCAAUUUUGUAAUUUUUCCAGAUUCUUUUGUUUCCUUACGAUUAGUCGUAGAAGUAUAAAAAAAACUCAGCUUUUAUACAUACGGUAAUCCUUGAGCUGUUUCCCUGCAAUAAAGUAAUGCUUCUGUCAAGAUCUUUGGCUGUGAAACUGAUCCGCUUUUAAUCACUCUGCGCGUAGGUAGGAUGUAAUUUAAGAUGAAUGUCAAUGUUACAUCCAUUGUCUCGCUGAGUAGAAUGUGAUGUCAGUUGUCUUCUUGUAAUAUACAUGUAAAGCAUAAUAGAAAUCGUCGGCAAAAACUUAAAGUAAGUUUGAAACUCUGACCGGAGGCAAAUAUACUUUCGAUUUUAGAAUCCGUCAGAAAAAAAAAUCUGUGCUAUCGAAAGGAUUCCCUAAAAAGAAGCGUUUGAAGGUCUAAAAGGAGAAUGGGGGCAACAUACUUUAGAGAAAGAGUCUAUGGUUUUUUAAUAAAUUGAGUUAAUUGUGAAAAUUUUUUUAGCAGAAUUGCUCUUACUCCUCAGAUUUUUAUUGUUAUUUUUUCUAUUUGUAUUUUUUUACAGAGAACUAUUUUAAAAGUAGUUUUUAUAAGUAGUUUAAUACUUAAAUAAAUUCAAGAGCAGAGGAAAAUUGAUGGUCGAAUUCAUCAGCCUAAAAGCUUACCUCUUUAUACAUAAUUUGUCAACAAAUAUGUUGUUUUAAAAGCCAAUGUUCUCACCUAGCAGCCUUGUUUUUCUAUCAGGUAUUUAUAAAUGAACAAAAGGGGUUCUCAAGCUCCUGAAGGCAUUUUCAAUGGCCCACUGGACAGUACAAUUCUCAUUCUUGCAAGGAAUGUAACCAACAUAAUUGUUAACUGAUCAGCCUUAUUUUUAGUUAGCUUUUUGAAAUACUUCAGCGCACUGAAGAACCUUGCCAAUUAACAGCCAUCUGCCUUAAACUGUCAAAGGCUUAUCUUCUCAUACUUGUUUAAAGAAAAUUAUCUUGAGAAUGUUUUAACUUUAUGACCUGUCUUGGUGCCUUAGAAGAAUUACAUAUAUAAUGCAACUAAGGGUGCUAUUUUUUUAAGUUAAAGUUUAAAUGCCAGAAUACAAUUCAAUCCUGCGAUUAAAAAGACCCCUGACCGAAAUUCUUCCUUUCAUAUGAUGGCUGUCUUAUUUUGAAUCAAAAAAGAAAAUAAAAAUAGACUACCAGAGGUUAUGUGUCAGGUUUCACUUCUGAUGAUAUUGGAACUUUUUUCUUGUCCCUUCCUAAACUAUAAACUUUUGCCUAAAUUAAUGACAGUACAUUUUGAUAAUUUUGUACAAUGUUAAGUGCCUCUUCGAGUGUCUUCCAUUUAUUCAUAAACGGCGAGGACAAAACUACCAAUUAAUUUUAAAAUUUUCAAUUGUUAAGUCAUUUAGUGUAAAAUUUAUUUUACAAAAGAAAGCCUACAAGCUGUGAAAAAGGAACUAAACGAUAAGAGGGUAUUUCACUGCAAUUUUAGUUGUUCCAACAAUAACUACUUUUCCUCCCUCACUGUGUCUCUACUUUUGUUGAAAAGUAAAUUUGACUUUAAGUUUUUGGAUGCGUGUAUAGUAUUAUUGUUAUUAUGUACACAUAAACUUAUAUUUUUGUAUGCUAUUUUUAUGUAAAUAUUUCUCUUUUUUCGUACAGCAAAAUCGUGCCUAUUAUGCGGAAUCCAAGAAAGAAUACACUUGGUGCAAUAUUGUGUAACUAUCAAAUUUUACAAUCAAACUACAAAAUCACAAUAAAGUCGGAGCCUUUCAGUGGCUUUAUUUGCUUUUAAUUGCAAAUUAGUAUUAACAAAGGGCUCCAAUUUGUUUUUAAAUUGAAAGUGUCUUUUCUCCAGUUUAGUUUGGGUCUGAUCAGAUUUUUUUUAUGGGGAAACUAUUCGCAGAGGGCCCAAUAAAAAUCUCUGCUAUACAUUUUCUAUGAAAUUAGAGGGAGAGGGACUCGCAAAUAUUUAUAAACCUUGUGAAAAUGGAUUAAUAUGAAUUUCCUUUCUUUUCUAUUUUCUAUUAUUGUGACAAAAUUGCACUGUGAAUCAUCAGUUAUUUUUUAAGGGUUAGUCUUUUUCAUGCUCUCUUUCUCUCUUAUUUCAUAUUAUUUCUGGCAGCUUUUUUCUUCUUCUUUUUUUUUAUCAAAUACCAAACUCUGGGAAGAAUUACUUUUUUUUUUUUUUUUGGAAAGAGCAUUUUGAAAGUGGUCUCAAGCCAUAAUUCAACUUUGUUACACGCUUUGAUUUUAUUUAUUUAUACUUUUUUUUAACUCACCAUCCCUCCCCUCCCAAUUAAGAAAAAAGAAAGUGUAACCGGAUCAAAGAAGUAGAAUAAUUUUAUCACUCAAUAUAAGUAAUUAUUUGUGAAACUGUAAAAAAGGGAGCAGUGAAACUCCAAUUUAAAAUAGUUUUAAAAUUAGUUGUUCCAUUUUUUAAUCAUGAAGUUCAUUGCCUUGAUCAUACUAUCUUCGUAUUACACUUGUGAUAAAUUCUUGUAAACUCUAGGCUGAAAUUUCUGACCAAUAACUUUGAGUAAAAGAAAAAUGUUAAGAGUUGCUAGAAUUCAUCAAAGUUGAUGUCAGAAGAUUUUUUUCAAAGCGCAUGCGGUUAGAAUGCUCACGUUUCUCAGCUCUUAAAAUUUAACAAAUGAAAUGAAGCAUCCAACUCUCCAAAUUUUUAUGGUGGAAUGCUACUUUUGUUUUUUCAUGGUUUUACAGCCUUUUGUCUUUUUUUUUUUAUUUUGACGACUACUAAGCAAUCUUAACUAUGUUUCUUUAAAAAGCAGUUGGUUAGCAUGUGUACCCAUGGUGGAAUUAACAAAAAAGGAUUCAGCAGCAACUCAUAUCUACAAACUUGCCAGCAAUAAUUCAGCUCUUAAUAUUUCAGGGCAAAGCAAGAUUACAAAGAUAAUUCUCAAGCAUGUGUUCCUUCUGGUUAGUUUCCCCAUGGCUUAUAACUUAUCUUUAUAUUUUUAGCCCAUUUUAUUGUUUUUGUUGUUUUUAUUGUAAAUGAUCAAAUUCUUUCGGAAGGAAUUUUUGUAAUUAACACAAGGGAGAGUACUAGCCCUUCCAUCUUUUAUGCAACUUGUUGUCAAUUCAUAUUUUAUACUUUGUUUACUUCAAUUGAAAUAACUCCUUGUAUCAAUAAUAAUUUAUUGAAAUGUGUGUACAUAAUUCAA
Bemisia tabaci is the source of this 20145-nucleotide messenger RNA. It is a transcript of the gene mgl, whose product is annotated as low-density lipoprotein receptor-related protein megalin. Lineage: Eukaryota; Metazoa; Arthropoda; Insecta; Hemiptera; Aleyrodidae. The record is from RefSeq and is a predicted model, not a curated record. Gene Ontology annotation, biological process: receptor-mediated endocytosis. Gene Ontology annotation, cellular component: signaling receptor complex; apical plasma membrane; plasma membrane. Gene Ontology annotation, molecular function: calcium ion binding; hormone binding; protein binding.